AUGCCACUAUUGACUGAACCCUAUAAGAUCACCUUGUUGCCUAGGACAUUGGGCCUCACUUCACAAGACAGAGUAGCCAUAGCUGACAUCAAAGACCCAUACACAGCUUUCUUACAUGUUGGUAUUUCCUCAUCUUCGAUUUCUACAUUUCUAUUAAAGCCAUCUCCAAAACUAUAUUGGUCUUAUUCUUUGCCCUUGGGUGUUACUGUUCAUUCAUUGACAUGCUUCGAAAAAAACCCACAAAGCAAGUUUUUUGUUGCUGGUCUAUCUAAUGGAAAAAAAAACUACUUGCAACUUAUUUCAAUUUCCAAAUCUGAAAAGUCGCAUAUAACCAACAACCCCCAAAGCGAUUUUGAGAUGGAAAUUGAUGGUGAAAACGAUUCAAGUAAUAAUAGCAAUAAGAAUUAUGAUUUAGUUGAAUACAAAAUCACAUUAAAUUCUAAACCAAUAACAGUUCAUUUUUCUUCUAAUGGUCUAUUUGUUUACACACUCUUAGCUAAUGGAAACUUGUUAUGUUUUAAUUUUAAUGAUAGAUCACAGAUUUGGUCAUUAUCCUGUAAGAGCAGUAAUGCAAGUGAAAUAUUACACUAUAAAUUUUUUUCAAGCAGUCAAUUAAUUUCCACUGCAAAUAAGACUGAAAAAAAUACUUUGAUUUUAAUUGUGGAAUUUAAUAGAGAUCUCAAAAAAUUAAUUGCAAGAAUAGUAUUAAUAAAGAAUGAAGAGGCAUUAGAAAUCUCAAAUAAAAUUUUUGGCAAAUCAGAUGCUUCAAUUAUUGAAAAUUCCAGAUUUGAAUUUAAUAAUGGAACCUUAUAUCAGUUUUCAAAGCAAGAGAAAAGUUUAGUUCUUUAUUCAUUAACCAGUUUUGAAAAGAUAAAAUCUAUUGAUUUGUCACUAUUAUUCAGGCAUGCAAAAUCCGUAAAUAACGGGAGUAUAAAUGAGUUUGCACUAGCAUUUGCUGCACCUUCAAGAUUAUUAUUAACUAUAGAAAAUUGUAUAUAUCUUAUUGAUGCAAACUAUGAGAGUAUUUUGAAUUUUUUCAUAUCAACCAACCUGACAAAUUUUAACAACUUAUACUGUUGUCCAGUUGAUGGUAGUUCUCUUUAUAAUUCAAAAAGUUUUUCAAUUCUUUUAUCAUUCAAUAAAAAUAAUAACAAUUAUUUCUUGGAGUAUAUGAGCAUUAAUGUUGGAUUGGGCAAAUUAAUUGAAUCAUUGAAUAAAAGUAUUUCCAAUGUUUAUUAUCAAUAUUUUUUAAAAAAGAAAAAUCAAAAAUCAAUUUCCACUAAUAUAGAUAUUUCAGAUAUCAAUAAUAACAGCAAUAGUAACAACAAUAUUCAAGGAAUUGUUAUUGAAAUUGAUAGUGAAGAAGAAAAGCAAAUUCAACGGGAGAAAGACAAAUAUGAUAAUGAAGAAAAAGAAAACAAUUUAUUACCAAUACUAAUCGGAAAAUAUAAAUACGAUAGAGUAGCCAAUAUAAAUAAAUCAAUCGAAGACCAAAGGAGAACUAAUAAAAUUGAAAUUGAUAAUUUUUUAAACAGAUUGAAAAAAGCUGCAAAUCAGAAAGAUGUAGAUGGAUUUGAUUUGAUUUUCCUCAAAUUUAUGAAAAAUUUACCAGUUGAAGAGAAAUUAGUUAAGAUAGAUGAUGAAUUUUUAGUUUAUAAAGAUGAAGAAGAUAGAACAAUUAGUAAAUAUUUUAUUAAUAGAGUUGUUGAAAUAAUAUUUGAUAUUAAUAAGGAUGGAAAAUUAAAGAUUAGAGAGACCUUCUUGCCAGAAAAUUCUAUCAUUUACUUAUUAAAUCAUCCAUUGUUCCCAAUAAAAUAUUCUAACGAGGGAUUGUUAAGAAUUUUUUUAAACUAUCCUCGAUUACUAAGACAGACAUUAAUAACAUGUCCAGUUUUAUCAUGCAAGGAUUUAUUGAUUUUAUUGGGAAUAAUAUCUAAAUUAAAUUUUGCAGAAAAAUUGGAUAAUGAGGUUAAGAAUUUACAAAUUGAGAUUUUUAUUGAUUGUAUUUCAAGAAUAAUAAAUGAUUAUCCGAGGGAUACUAUUACUCGAGUUAUUAGUGAGUUGGUUAAUAAUGAUAUUGAUGAAGAUGGGAAUAUUGUUGUCGAUAAUAUUGUUAGUAGUAAUAACAAUAAGAAAGUCAAGGAUAAUGGAGAUAACCGAAAAUUUCGAAUUGAGACUAUAUUAUUGAAUAUAAUUGAGUUGAAUGAGGGACAUGAGUUAUUAAUCAAUUUGAUUGACUGUGAAGGGCUAUUGUUUGAUUUAAGUUUUACAAAUAAAGAAAAACGAGAGUUUAUAAGGAUUUUCAAAAAGGAAAAUAUUAUUGAGAUUGAUGAGAACAGGUUGAGAGUUGAAGAUAGUAAAUCUAAUCGAAAUGAUAAUACUAUUAGUAAUAAUAAUAAAAAUAAUAAUAAUAAUAAUAAUAAUAAUAAUAAUAAUAAUAAUAAUAAUAAUAAUAAUAAUUACAGUAAAAAUGAAGAAGAAAGCUAUUUGGUUGAUAUAUUAAUUGAGUAUUGUAAAUUUAAAGUCAAUGCGAUAAUUAAAUCAACAGAAUUAUUAUCGAUAACUGAUUCAAUAAUUGAUACAUAUGAAAAGGUUAAACUAAAUGAAAAGAAUUUAUUAAAAUAUGGAACUGGGAAUACUAGUAAUACUAGUAAUAGUAAGAAUAAUAAGAGUGGUCAGAGUAGCAAGAAUCAAGGCAAAACUAAUAAGAAUGUUAAAAAUGCUAAGAAUAAGAAUAGUAAGAAUGUUAAUAGUAAAAAUAAGAGCAAUAAAAAUCAAAAUCAAAAUCAGAAUUUUAAUAAAAAUAAGCAGAAUCUAAAUAAUAAUAUUAUUAAAUCUGGCACAAGAAUUGAAAGAAGCAAUAAAAAUGAGAGUGAAUUCCUUGAAUCAUUAUUUGAUAUCGAUGAAUAUAAUAAGAUUGCCAAUAAGAAAGAAAAUGAGAGUGGUGUUACUACUAUACCAUUGUAUUCUAUUGAGAAAUUGAUUUUUUAA
Messenger RNA from Ascoidea rubescens DSM 1968, 2991 nucleotides. RefSeq names its product Utp8p (gene UTP8). The coding region runs from base 1 to 2991 and encodes 996 amino acids. The record is from RefSeq and is a predicted model, not a curated record. The transcript has a single exon. Lineage: Eukaryota; Fungi; Ascomycota; Saccharomycetes; Ascoideales; Ascoideaceae.